CUUCGUGGGGCAGAGGGGGGGCGGCCUGGCCGGGAAGAGGCCGGAGGAGCCCUGCGGACGGGGGUCUGGGGCGGGCCCCGGCGUGAGUGCCCGGCCGCCAGGGCGUGCGCUGUGCUGAGAGCCGCGUGUCCACCCCAGCAGUCGGCCUGUGGCGGGCCGCGGCCACCGCGAGGCGGGCCGGGUGGGCGCGGGCCGGGUGCCGCAGCCUGGUGCAUAGCCACGGCCUCGGGCUGCGGCGCCGGAAGGCCCCGGCGGGGGCCGGGGAUGCUGGGCGAAGUGACCAGCAGGGCUCCUGCCGAAGACUGGCCGGGGGUGGGCUUGCCAGACCGACCUGGCUGAAGCCGACGUCCGUGAGGACCCGUGCGGGGCCCUGUGGAGACGCGCUGGGCACCUGUCGCCCGCGGGCAGGUGCGUCAGCCGGGGCUCGGCGGCGGGGCUCAGCGCCCUGUGCUCGCCGCCCGUCUGCGGUCAGCGCACUGAGAUGGAUCAGCUGGACCUGAACCCCAGAAUCAUCACCGCGGUCAGGAGAGCCAAACUGAAGUCAGCCAAGGAGCUCCUACGUUUCUCUGGCCCAGACCUGCAGAGAGUGACCGGCCUGUCCGGCCCCGACGUCCGGCACCUGCUGAGAGCGGCCUCCUUGUCCCUGCGAGGCAGCAGCGUCCUCACAGCGCUGCACCUGCACCAGCAAAAGGACAGGUUCCCGGCACAGCACCAGCGCCUGAGUCUGGGCUGCCCGGUCCUGGACGGCCUGCUCCGCGGCGGCCUGCCCCUGGACGGCAUCACCGAGCUCGCCGGCCCCGGCUCGGCGGGGAAGACCCAGCUGGCGCUGCAGCUCUGCCUGGCCGUGCAGUUCCCGAGGCAGCACGGAGGCCUGCAGGCCGGCGCCGUCUACAUCUGCACGGAGGGCGCCUUCCCCACCAGGCGGCUGCAGCAGCUCAUCGGGCAGCACUGGCGGCUGCGGGCAGACGUGGCCCGGGACGAGGUCGGGAAGAUACGGUUCAGCAGCCAGAUCUUCGUGGAGCACGCGGCAGAUGUGGACGCCCUGCUGGAGUGCGUGACUCGGAAGGUCCCUGUCCUGCUGUCUCGGGGCAUGGCCCGCCUGGUGGUCAUCGACUCCGUGGCAGCCCCAUUCCGCUGUGAGUUUGACGCCCAGGCCUCAGUGCCCAGGGCCAGGCGUCUGCAGGCGCUGGGGGCGGCACUGCGGCGGCUAAGCCACGCCUUCCAGAGCCCGGUGCUGUGCAUCAACCAGGUGACAGACACCGUGGAGGAGCAGGACACAGCACCCGGGCUGCAGGGUUCCGGGGACACGCGCGCUUCUCCAGCCCUGGGCACAGCCUGGGCCAACCAGCUCCUGCUGAGGCUGAUGGCCGACCGGCGCCGUGGCGAGGAGGCGGUGCUUGGCGGCCCGGCUCGGACCCUGCGGGUGCUCUUCUCCCCUCACCUGCCCCCCUCCUCCUGCGCCUACACCAUCCACUCGGAAGGGGUGCGUGGGACCCCGGGAACGGAGCCCCACUGACGGGGUGGCUGCAGAGUGGCUUGGCCAGGUCCACAGAACCCCGUCUGGCCACAUCCCUGAAGCCCUGGGCACCGGUCGUGUGUCCGGCAUCCUGGGCGGUCCCUUGCUGUAGUGCCCAGGGGCCACCUCGGGUGUGGGGGGCGCUGUGCUUCCCCUCCUCCGGGUUCUGGGACGCACCCACCCACCGACUGCGCGCAGGCCCACCCUCGGAGGCUGGUGGCCCUUGCCCCAGCCCCACAGGGGCUCCCUUCCCGGCAGGGCAGUCCUCAGGCCCCGCCCCCACUUGUGGCCCCCAGGCAAGCUCCCUGCUGGCUGGAGGUGAGGGGGCCACCCUGCUCAUGCCACACCCCCAGAGUGCACCCGGGGCCACCCCCACCUCCAGGCGCCGCCCGCCCGGCCAGCCCUGGGAGCAGUCGCCUCUGGGCGUCAGCGCCUCUUUGCUGGUGCUUGUCGCCUGCCGGCACCACAGGAACCCCUGCUCUGGGUCACACCGUCACAAUGAGUCACUCCCUGCUCUCGGGGACGCAGGACAGGCAAGCGGCCCCCUGCGGUGGCACUGGGUGGGGGGCGCCGGCCCUGGAGCCGCAGAGUUCCUGGGGCGCUCCUGGGGCAGGACGCCCCGCUCGGCCGAGGGCACGUCCCCAGUGCGGCUGUGGCGGGAGAAAGCUACUUUGGGAUUGGAUUUUUAGCAAAGAGCCUUUCUGCAGCAACCUUUAGAGCAGAAAAUAAAGCAUUUUAUAAACAGUCCCAAAGACUUUCCAGGCAAGACAAAGUCCAGCCAGAGGAGGACGGGCCCCUGGACAAAGGCUGCUCCCAGGAGCGGCUGGGGCUGGCCCUGCGGGAGGCCCUUCUCUGGGCGGUGUCCAGCACUGGCGACCCCCAAACAGCCUCAGAGCCGGCCCCGGCCCAGUCCUCUCCCUGAAGACCCCUCAGGUGGCCUCUCCACCAUUCUGUAAACGCUUCUGUGGCUCUGAGGUCCCUCCCACCCAGUGCCGGGCCGGUGAGCCCAGACGGGCGCCCGCACCUGCCUCUGGCCGGGGCUGGGAACCGGGCCCCUGCACGGCUCAGAACCACGUGCACACACAGACACGGAUCUCCCAAGGGAGUUCCAGGGCUACGGCAGUGCAAAGUCCACCCUGCAAGACGUAAACAAGGACACUGGAGAUGUUUGAUGGAUUUUACUACAACCCUAAACUUCUGAUUACAUGAUAUCCCAGCAGCUUUCUCAUUCCAGAAGAUUAACUGUGUGCGUCCCACCAGCACCGGACCUGGCCGCCGCCCUCGGUCACCCAGCACGGGCUUCCCUGUAGGACACGACUGGGCACCACCCCCGCCUGUGUGCCGUGCAGGGCGCCUUUCACUCUUAUUUCAUGGAAACUGAGGGACCAGGGGCCGGGCCUCGCGUGGGGCCCUCGGCACGCCUCUCCCGGGAACUGCAAACUGGCCGUAGCUGGCGCGGUGCUGGGAGUUCAACAACCACCCUGCGGCGCCCAGAGCUGCCGUGGCCUGAAGCACGAAGCCCCCUUCCUCACGACCAGGCCUGCGGAGCCCUCGGCCCCCCAGCACGGCCUCGGAUGCAGGCCCGCAGGACGCCCGAGGGCCACUGCCCAGGCCUGUCUGCGCCCACGGCUCCGGAGCCACGUGCCACGGCAGCACCAGGUGCGCUUCCCAAACGCGGGCCUUCUAGCGAGCAGCAGCCCUGCCGAGGGACGCCAGGGGCCUGACGCGGGGCAGGCGGCAGCGUGGGGUGGGGGCAGGCAGGGCUCCUGGUGGGGAGAGCCCCCAGAACCCCCCUGGGUGUCACACAGGGGAGGCUCUGCCCCCGGCGGCGUCGGCGCCAGGCGGCAGGGCUGGGAGCCUUCUGCCCAGAGCCCUCUCCUCACCCAGCACCGACAUUCUGAACAGCCCUGCAUGACAACACCUGGCAGGCUGGGGCCGCCCACACUAGCAAAUGAAAACAGAGCCGACCUGUCCCAGCUAGCGGCCCCGCACCCCCGUCCCGGGGAGGCCCGGGGACGCCUGCUCGCCGAGCGGCUGCUGAGACAGGACCUUAAAGGAGGCCUCGGGGUUGACCUGACGUCCUGUCAAAGUCCGCUGUGUUGUUUAUAAAGAAAAGCUUUUUUAAAAAUAAAGCAUGCCUCCACACACUUA
Molecule: messenger RNA, 3667 nt
Organism: Oryctolagus cuniculus (rabbit)
Lineage: Eukaryota; Metazoa; Chordata; Mammalia; Lagomorpha; Leporidae
Gene: XRCC3
Product: X-ray repair cross complementing 3
Biological process (GO): double-strand break repair via synthesis-dependent strand annealing; telomere maintenance via recombination; resolution of mitotic recombination intermediates
Cellular component (GO): replication fork; Rad51C-XRCC3 complex
Molecular function (GO): ATP binding; ATP-dependent DNA damage sensor activity; four-way junction DNA binding
Source: RefSeq, a predicted model, not a curated record